AUGUACGAAGAAACAGAGUUGAAAUGUAUGCCAUUCACCCUAGGAAUAUUCAGAUUUUAUGGAGUGUUUCCACCGAAAGGAACUGAAUUGAAUCCAGGAGUUGCUUUUUAUCUCAAAUUCUGUUUGUUCGCAAUAUUGAGCUCAUUGACUCUGAUUGGUAGUCUUUUACAUCUCAUCAAGACCAUACAAAGUGGAGAAGACAACUACGUUGAUUUAGACCUCACCUACGUGAUGUCAUUCUCAACAGCUUAUGCUCUGAUCAUUUCCUUCAUCAUGAGAAUAAAAGCGUCAGCAAAAUUAUAUUCGUUCUUCAGCAAUUUUGAAGAAUUCGGAAAACCUAGAGACUUCGACAGUGACAACAAACGCUUCAAUACUUUUGCAAAAUUACACUUCAUUUAUCUGGAAUGCCUGAUAUUCCUGUUAUUAUUCUUAUCGAAUAUUCUCAAAAGUGACACCUGUAUGCUUGAGAAUGAGCAAUAUGGCCUACACGAAGUUUGUGGACUCUUCACAUACACUUGGAUGCCCUUUGAUAUCGAUUUCACCCCUGCCAGACAAUUGUAUGCUGUGGGACAAGUAUUCGGCGGACACUAUAUUUAUAUUCUAGCAGGACUACUGGCUUGGCUCGUACUAGAAACUAUGCAACAUUUGAUAGUGAGAGUGAGAGACGUGAAAUACACUUUCCAAGAAGCCUUCAGAGAGAAGGAUACGAACCAGAGGACGAAGAAGCUCAAGUUCGCUAUCAAAUACCAUAUUGCUGUAUUGGGGUGA
Phaedon cochleariae (mustard beetle) is the source of this 768-nucleotide messenger RNA. Lineage: Eukaryota; Metazoa; Arthropoda; Insecta; Coleoptera; Chrysomelidae. The record is from the annotation of a GenBank genome assembly.